GAUAAUGGUGAUGAUCCUAAAAUGAACAGAGUGAAUGGGCCAGGCGAACCGGCACAGCCUGCCACCGAGCUCUUUGAUCUCCAAGAUAUGCAGCCAUACGACCCUACUCAGGAGAUCAUCUUUCCCCCGGAACUGAAGAUUCGCAGUGACCUGCAUCGGGAGUACCUGGAGUUCCGCGGUCCUAGCGUCGUCUUCUAUCGGCCGGUCACCCUCACCCAGCUGCUUCACUUGAAAGACCUGCAUCCCACCGCCAGGCUCAUAACUGGCAACACUGAAGUUGGAGUGGAGGUGACGUACAAGAAUCAGCAGUACCCGGUACUGAUCAACCCGACCAAUGUUGCCGAGCUCACUAGCAUUCAUGUGACCACGGACGGGGUGGUGGUCGGGGCGUCCGUCACUCUCACGGUUCUCGAAGAGGUGCUGAAAACACAGGUCUCCUCGCGGCCCGGUAUGUGCUUGUCCUUACCUCUGUACACGCAGUUCACUAUACUAACUGAAUACAGAGUUUCAUUAAUAAUGUUGUUGUUGUUGUUGUUGCUGUUUUUGUUGCUAUAACCCAUAUUCCUUAUGAAACAUUUAUGCUGAGAUUUGUUGAGUAG
Molecule: messenger RNA, 599 nt
Organism: Eriocheir sinensis (Chinese mitten crab)
Lineage: Eukaryota; Metazoa; Arthropoda; Malacostraca; Decapoda; Varunidae
Product: xanthine dehydrogenase-like
Exons: 3
Coding region: 22-555 (177 amino acids)
Molecular function (GO): oxidoreductase activity; iron ion binding; FAD binding
Source: RefSeq, a predicted model, not a curated record